This is a messenger RNA of Triplophysa dalaica, 1617 nucleotides long. Its product is annotated as tripartite motif-containing protein 29-like. NCBI's taxonomy places the organism in Eukaryota, Metazoa, Chordata, Actinopteri, Cypriniformes, Nemacheilidae. The record is from RefSeq and is a predicted model, not a curated record. The transcript is spliced from 6 exons. Bases 328 to 912 code for a protein of 194 amino acids. Gene Ontology annotation, molecular function: zinc ion binding.
GAAGAAGAAGACGCUUUUAUUCAGUACGCUUGGUGGCGGUUUGUAACUUUGAGAUCAGCAUCAAUCCACCACUCAUGUAAACAAACCGAAGGAGACGUUCAAGAAGUAAACACGAGGUAUAUGGCAGCAGCCAGUAUAUCAUGGGGUGAGGAUCAGUUCAGCUGUUCAGUGUGUUUGGAUCUACUGAAGGAUCCAGUGACUAUUCCUGUGGACGCAGUUACUGUAUGAGCUGUAUUACAGACUGCUGGAAUCAGAAAAGAAGAAGAAAUCUACAGCUGCCCUCAGUGCAGACAAACCUUCAGUCCAGUUUUGGGUAAAAACACCAUAAUGGCUGAAAUGGUGAAGAAACUGAAGACGACGAAAGUACAAGCUGCUGUUUCUGCUCACUGUUCUGCUGGAGAUGUGCUGUGUGACGUCUGUACUGAAAUCAAACACAAAGCUGUCAAGUCCUGCCUGGUGUGUCUGAACUCCUACUGUGAAGAACACCUCCAACAACACGAGAAUCUCUUCAAAGGAAAGAGUCACAAGUUGAUCGAGGCCACUGGACGACUUCAGGAGAUCAUCUGUCCUCGACACGAUAGACUGCUGGACAUUUACUGUCGUACUGAUCAGCUGUGUGUGUGUUAUCUGUGUACGAUUGACGAACACAAAAGUCACGACACGGUUUCAGCUGCAGCAGAAAGAACUGACAAACAGACGAUUUUGGACGACACAAAGAGAAAAUACCAUCAGAGAAUUGAGCAGAUAGAGAAGGAGCUCAAGGAGCUGAGAGAGACUGUGAUGAGUCAUAAACGCUCUGCACUGGCAGCAGUGAAUGACACUGAGAGGAUCUUUACACACAUGAUCCUCUCCAUUGAGAGAAGACGCUCUGAGGUGACACAACACAUCCGAGAUCAGGAAAGACUGCAGUGAGUCGUGCUGAAGAACACUUAAAGGGAUCUGGAGCAGGAGAUUGAGGAUCUGAGGAAGAGAGAGGUUGAGCUGGACGAACUUUCAUAAACCUAUGAUGACGUCACUUUCAUAAAGUAACAUGCAGAGAACUUUCACCCGCCAAUGAACCGAAGACCAGACAGGAUUUCUUACAAUAUUCCUGUCAGCUCACUCUGGACAAACACAGUGAAUAAAAACCUCCUUCUGUCUGAGGGAAACCGAGUUAUUUCAUGGAUUUUCCACAACCAGCAUUACCCUGAUCAUCCAGACAGAUUUGAUGAAAUGUUUCAGGUGUUGUGUAAAGAGAGCGUGUGUGGACGCUGUUACUGGGAGGUUGAGUGGAGUGUCAAGGAGAUGUCUGCUGUGUGUAUAUCAGUGUCCUAUAAGAGCAUAGGCAGGAAGGGUCGGGGUAAAGAAUGUCUGUUAGGAGGUAAUGAUCAGUCCUGGUGUUUUUCCCGCUAUUGCAACGGUUUCUCAUUCUGUCACAAAAGGAAUAGUAUUGAUUUUCUGUUAAGGUUGAGAUCUUCCAGAAUAGGAGUGUAUGUGGAUCACAGUGCAGGAAUUCUGUCCUUCUACAGCGUCUCUGACACAAUGAGACUGAUCCACAGAGCCAUAACCACAUUCACUGAACCUCUCUAUCCUGGAUUUAGGGUUGGUGGUGGAACAAGACUGAAACUAUGUGAACUA